AUGCAGGAGGAAGAAACAUACACUUCUCUUCAGUGGGAUAAUCCCUCGCCAAACCUGUGUCAGGAUCGACUGAUUUCUACCAAAUCCUCAGGAGUAUAUUGGCUGGUGGUGGCAAUUUCAUUUGUUUUCUGGGUCGGCUCAUUGAUGGCUUCCAUUUUCUUGGGCUUUGUGUGGUUCCAAGUGUCUGCUAUUGUAAGCGAGCAGCAGGAGAAACUCAUCCAACAUGAAAAAGAACUGCAGAACUUUACACAGUGGAGGAAAAACCAUGAACGCCAGAUGACAAAUUGCCAAACCUUCGUGCAAAGCACUAUCAGUCCAGCCUUUAACCACAGCCCUUGCCCAGAUACUUGGAUUCAUAAUAGAGAAAGUUGUUACCGUGUCUUUGAAAAACAUCAAGAAUGGAAUAGCAGUAAAGAGGAAUGUCAGAAAAUGGGAAGUGAGCUUCUGCAAAUAGAGAACAAGAAAGAAAUGGAUUUUGUCACUGGCAGACUGAAGAUCAGAAGUGACUUAGAUUACUGGGUUGGACUAUUUCAGAAUGAACUCAACCAAACUUGGGUUUGGCUAGAUGGCUCCUCUCCUUCCCCUGACCUGUUACCAGAAAGGAAACCCCAAUCAGCUGACCAGGUUUGUGGGUACCUCAAAGGCAAGUUACUCCUUUUCAGUAAAUGCACCUCCAUCUGGAAAUAUUUUGUCUGUGAGAAGAAGUAUGCUCCAAGACCUGGUGUCUGA
Talpa occidentalis (Iberian mole) is the source of this 729-nucleotide messenger RNA. RefSeq names its product C-type lectin domain containing 9A (gene CLEC9A). The transcript is spliced from 6 exons. Gene Ontology annotation, cellular component: cell surface; membrane. Lineage: Eukaryota; Metazoa; Chordata; Mammalia; Eulipotyphla; Talpidae. The record is from RefSeq and is a predicted model, not a curated record. Gene Ontology annotation, biological process: receptor-mediated endocytosis. Bases 1 to 729 code for a protein of 242 amino acids.